Messenger RNA from Botrytis deweyae, 2596 nucleotides. RefSeq lists its product as uncharacterized. Gene Ontology annotation, cellular component: nucleus. The transcript is spliced from 2 exons. NCBI's taxonomy places the organism in Eukaryota, Fungi, Ascomycota, Leotiomycetes, Helotiales, Sclerotiniaceae. Gene Ontology annotation, biological process: regulation of DNA-templated transcription; chromatin remodeling. Gene Ontology annotation, molecular function: ATP-dependent H2AZ histone chaperone activity. The coding region runs from base 161 to 2200 and encodes 679 amino acids. The record is from RefSeq and is a predicted model, not a curated record.
CAACGAUAAUUGUGAUCGAGCUUCAACAUUGCAAGAUGAGUGUCGCGCACUCAAAUAGCAUAUAGUGGCUACUGGUAGUGAAUACUCAUUUUGCGCAACAUUCGACGACAAUAUAUUUACCCAAAUUCGCGAUAGCACAUUCAAAACAAUUUCAACAAAAAUGGCCGACGAUAUUGAUGAGGAUACUCCAAUGCGAACUGAGGAGAAUUCGUCCGAUGACGACAGCGGUAGCGACAGCGAACCAAAUGACGGAGAUGGAGAUGGCGAAGGAGAAGGAGAGGUUGAAUGGAUGGUCACAUCACGACAAAAACGUUCGACUGCAGGAAAUCGAUUGAAUGCUUUACUACAACAAGAAGAACCAGAUGAUGAAUUAGAGCUUCUAUUCGCAGAAGAUGAAAAUGAAGAAGAUCAUGGAUUUGUUGAUGUGGAGGCCGAUUCUGAUGUUCAAAUGGAUUCAUCCGAUGACGACGAUGAUCAAGGACCUGCAGCCGGUGCAGAUGAUCUCGAAGGGGAGAAAGAGUUACAGCGCAAGGAAAAGGCAGAACGAUUGGCUAAAAAGCGCAAGAUGACUGAUGGCAUGCCAAAAAUAUUCAAAAAGAGAGUCAAGAUCGAUCCUACGAUUCCAUCGAAACCGGCUCCAAGACCGAAGAAAAAGUCCGAACGUGCUUCAUGGAUUCCAACUCCAGAGGAUGCGCCGACUCGAGCUUCGGCUCGUGGUACUACUCAAAAAAGUAAAGAACAAUUACACGCGCAGAUGAUAGAUAGGGAAAAGAAGAGGUUAAAGCAAUUGGCCAACAUGGAGAAAGCAGCUGCAGCAAAGGAAGCCGCAAGGAAACCGGCCAUGACGCAGGAAGAUAGAUUGGCAGAAGCCGCAAGGGUAGAGAAGAGUAAUUCCAAGAGUCUAAGUCGAUGGGAAGAAGCAGAACAACAAAGGGAAGAAGAACAGAGGUUAAAGUUGGCGGCAUUGCAUAAUAGAAAAUUGGAUGGGCCUGUUAUUACUUGGUGGAGUGGACGUGCGAUGUGGGUUGGAGGGAAAUUAAUUGCACUUGGAUCAAAGAAUCUCAAACCGGACGAACCCAAGGAAAAAUCGAAGAAAAGAAAAGCCGGAGAGAUGGAGGAAGAGAGUGAAGCUGGGUCUGUAGAACCAACUACCUUGAAAGGAGCUGCUACUCCAGGUUCGGCUACAAACGAUACGCCAAUGAGCGAUGUAAAGGACUCUACACCUGGAACCGCUUCUGGAGUCACUAAUAGUGAUGUGAAUAAAGAUGGAGUUUCGUUAAAGCAGGAAUCAAUAUCAGAUAACAUUCUACAUCCUCCUCCCCAUCCAGAAUCACAACCUACCGGGGUUCUCAAACCACCACAGCCACCGGCUAUUCCACCAUCAACUAGCAUUCUUCAACCACCAAACCAAACAUCCGGAGUUGUACCAAAUAUAAGUGGACUCCAACCACCUCAACAAACCACUGGUGCCGUUCCCCAUAUAAACGGACCUCUCCAACUUCCCCAAUCACACAACCACGCCGUUCCAUUCAUCCCCCUCCAAGCUCCUUCCACUGUCCCUCCAUUCUUCCUUCAACCUCCAUCCCUCGAUGGUUCCAAACCCCUCCCCGGUUUUCAACCUCCAAAUACAAACUAUCCUCGUUUAAUGCCUUCUCAAACAACUCCUUUCUCUUUCGCCCCUUCUCAGCAUCACUCGCCUUAUUCUCCAGCCUCAGCUCCUCUUCCACCACCUCCUCCACAACCACCUGUUACGGAAUAUUCAUUGAGGAAUUGCUUAAUUCUUACCAAUUUUAAUGAUGAUGAAAUUAAGAAUAAAGAUGUACAGACGAGGAUUCUUUUCAACCAGACAUUUCCUAAAGCUCCUACAAAAACCAAAUCACAAACCCACCCCCCACGCACCCUCUGUGCAAUAACACACUACCCCGCCAAAUUCCGCGAUCCAAAAACAGGUUUACCAUACGUAAACUCGUAUGCAUAUAAAGAGAUCCAGAAAUUAUUAAGAGGGGAAUAUCGAUGGAGUAAAUUACUCGGUGCUUAUGUUGGGAAUGCUAACGUGGCAGCGAGAGGAGUACCUGAAAAGUUUCUGAGAGGUGGUGAGAGAAAUGUUCCACCGGUGAUGGGCACCCCGGGGAUGGGAACGGGGACUGCAACAGGAACACCUGGUGUAGCAAUCGGAAAGGAUAUUCCGAUGACGGGAUAGAGUGUGAUGGUUUCGCUAUUACUCAAUGAGAUCUUAUGAGCAAGUGCAGGCGUCAGGCGUCGGGUAUUAGGAAGGGGGGAUAAGGUGGAAUACUUCUAGUUACAACUAGGUCACUAUCAGCUACCAGUUACUAGCUACUACUUACUAGCUACUACUUAGCUAACAACAGCAUAUCGCUUCUUGCUAGUUUUGAUCAUAUACUCAACUCAACUCAUCAGCUCAGCUCAGAUCAGCUAAGCGAUAGUUAUGAAUAAAUGAAUAAAUAAAUGAAUAAAUGAAUGAAAUAAGUCAAGACAUUCAGAUAUUCAGAUUAUUUGUACAUGCGGAUGGAUAUCAAUAGGUGGAUGGUUAGGUACCUAGGUUUCAUUUUAGUUGUGAUGUUAACCUUAUGUAUAC